AUGAACGGCUUCGGUUCUCCUUAUGGCCAGCCGGCUCCGGUUUGGCAGGAGCACCAUACACCUGAUGGACGAGCCUAUUACUACAAUGCGACGACGAAGGUGACGCAAUGGACGAAGCCAGAGGAUAUGAUGAGUCCGGCCGAGCGCGCUCUCGCGAACCAGCCAUGGAAGGAGUACACUGCAGAGGGAGGACGGAAAUAUUGGUAUAACACUGAGACAAAACAGAGCUCCUGGGAGAUGCCUGAUGUUUACAAAACAGCCCUCGGCGCAACAAGCAAGCCUGCCACUCCGGCUGCUGCGACUCCUUUCACGCCUCCUGCUAGCGGCGGAGGUUACUCCCAGACACCCUACGAUCAGCAUCGUGAUCAGCGUGACACAUAUCCUGAAUCUCGUCAAAUCACAUACGGAAACGAUCCCAAAGUCCAGGCUUUUGUACCCGCCACAAACGAUCCUGAAUACGCGACCGCCGAAGAGGCCGAAGCCGCCUUUGCUAAGCUCCUUCGACGAAGUGGAGUUCAACCGGACUGGACUUGGGAACAGACAAUUAGAGCCACUGCGCGGGAUCCUCAGUUCCGUGCCAUCAAGGAUCCCAAGGACCGCAAGGCCGCUUUCGAUAAGUAUUGCCAGGACGUGGUGAUCCAGGAUAAGGAGCGAGCUAAAGAGAGGCUGGCCAAACUCCGUGCUGACUUUGAGACUAUGCUCAAAAGGCAUCCCGAGAUCACUCAUUAUACCCGCUGGAAGACUGCGCGUCCCAUCAUAGAAGGCGAAACCAUCUUCCGCUCUACUAACAACGAGGAGGAGCGCCGUCAGCUUUUCGCAGAGUAUAUCAUCGGCCUGAAGAAGGCACACGCUGAGCAGCAGACAACUCUCAGGAAGAACGCCAUGGAUGGACUUAUUGACCUGCUUCCCAAGCUCAACCUAGAGCCUUACACUCGAUGGGCUGAUGCUCAAGGUAUCAUUUCAUCUACCCCGCCUUUCCAAAAUGACGAAAAGUACCAGGCUCUUACCAAGUUUGACAUCUUGACUGCUUUCCAAAACCACAUGAAGGCUCUGGAGCGCAGGUUCAACGACACGAAGCAAGAGGAGAAGAACAAGAAGUUUCGUAAGGAGCGGAAGGCACGCGAUGCUUUCAAAUCACUUCUCAGCGAACUUCGCCGCAACGGUAAAAUCAAUGCUGGAACAAAAUGGAGCCAGAUCGUUCCCUUGAUCGAGAACGAUGCCCGCUACACCGACGCCGUCGGCCAGAGUGGUUCGACCCCUCAAGAAAUGUUCUGGGACGUUAUUGAGGAGGAGGAACGUGGUCUGCGUGGACCUAGAAACGAUGUUCUUGAUGUUCUCGAAGACAAGCGGUUUGAUCUCACACCUACUAGCAAUUUUGAAGAGUUUCUCUCCAUCAUGAAGGAUGACCGACGGACUGCUAACAUUGAACCGGAUAUUCUCAAACUUGUUUUUGACCGACUUCGCGAGAAACGCUCGUCCAGGCGAGACGACGAUCGACAGUCUGAACGUCAACAACGAAGGGCCGUCGAUGAUUUGCGCGCGUAUAUGAAGCGUAUGGAGCCUCCUAUUGCCCUCAGUGAUACGUAUGACAAGGUACGACCUCGACUCUUGAAAUCAGAUGAGUUCCAGGCCAUCGCAUCUGAAGAUGCUCGACGAAAUGCGUUCGACAAGCACAUCCGCCGUCUGCGAGAGAAGGACGAUGAAGCGGACCGAAGCUACAGACGACGUGAUCGUAUGUCUAGCGAAAGAGACUUGCAUCGCCGUGAGCGCGACCGAUCCAGAGGUGAGCGAUCUCAUCGUAGUGGUGGACGUGGUUCUCGACGAAGUCGCAGUCCGGAGCCAGAUGCCUACGAAGCGGACCGACGCAAGGCUAUCGCCGAGCGAGAGCGAAACCACCGAAAGUCCACAAUGGCCGAAGGGCUUUUGGGGUCAGACCGGAGUCGGCUUUCGUCUCCGCCUCGCCGUGAGCGAGAACGAGAUCGUGACCGGGAGCGCGAGCGCGAGCGUGAUCGUGAUAGGGAACGCGACCGAGACUACGAUCGACCCUCCCGAUCGCGUCGUGAUGACGACAGCUACUAUGAACGCGAACGAAGGGACCGGGAAGAUGAGCGGGAGAGGUCCUAUCGCCGCCGCAUUGAUCGCGGAUCACACGAGGAACUCAACUAUGGAGACGAGCGACCCUCCGGUUCCCGACGCCGUCGACCCGAUGACGAAGACGAAAAUGCUCCCCGUGAUUCACGCGAUGCCAAGAGGGUUAAGAGAGAGCGAUCUCGAGAGCGAACGCCACCUCGUGCUGAAGAACGUCCUCGUAAGAAAACCCCACCUCCUGCAACUAAGGAUGUUCAUUCGGGAAGCGAGGAGGGUGAGAUUGAGGAGGAUUAG
Fusarium coffeatum is the source of this 2382-nucleotide messenger RNA. RefSeq lists its product as uncharacterized. Gene Ontology annotation, biological process: mRNA cis splicing, via spliceosome. NCBI's taxonomy places the organism in Eukaryota, Fungi, Ascomycota, Sordariomycetes, Hypocreales, Nectriaceae. Gene Ontology annotation, molecular function: RNA binding; protein binding. The transcript has 5 exons. The record is from RefSeq and is a predicted model, not a curated record. Gene Ontology annotation, cellular component: U1 snRNP; U2-type prespliceosome. The coding region runs from base 1 to 2382 and encodes 793 amino acids.